AUGCAAUCUUCAACGAACCAAUUCGAUCAUUCAAAUAUCUCGCUCGGUGAACGGCGAGGCAAAUCAGACCUGGCUCGCUUUUCUCUUGAUCUGAGUUGGGCCAGAGCGGUACCCGACGGAGCUCAGUCUUGGGCAUACCCCUCUCCGCCCAUGUCAGGGUCUCCACCACUUCCCCCUAGACACAACCUGGAUUCCAGCGAUCGUGGUCAUGGAAGCUAUGGGUCAACAGGAAAUGUCUUCCGGGAUGGGCGCGUUCCUCAACAAGGGCACUUUGAUCAAAUGAGAGGUGUACCUUUGAGGAAUUAUCAGCCAGAACCCCAACUUUCAUAUCCACAAUACCAGAUGGAAGAUAUGUCGGCGCAAUAUCAAUACCAACAACCGCGAGCGCAAAUGGCGCCUCAUCAACACCCACACCCUCUUUAUGCCACCCAACAGGUCGCACCAUAUCCAGCACCAGAACGACCGUCAAUUGGAGAAGCCCCCGGCUAUACUUCCCCAAAAUCACAAAGAAAAACAAAAGGGCAUGUGGCAUGUGACGCUCAACGGCCAUGCUCCCGAUGUUUAAGCAACGGGAAAGAGGAUACCUGUGUAGACGUUCAACACAAAAAGAGAGGUCGCCCAAGACUAAGGGACGAGCGCGAUUCUCGGUACGAAAGCACUGGAUCGAAUUAUCCGCCACCGGCAGACACGUUGAGAAGGCCGCUGUCGAUGUUCUCCGCUGUAGACGUUUCGAUAACAACUCCAUAUUCCGACGCCCAGAGAAAUAGUGGGUAUAGAGUAUUGAAGUCACAAGGUGGAAAUCCGAUGAAUCACUCAAUGGUUCCAACCCCAAUCCCAAUCAACACUAACGUCUAUGGGGAAGCAAUGCCGACAAAUCAGCGUAUGACCCCCUAUGAACCGGCCUGUGCAUUUCUUACCAUGGAAAUGCAAAUCGCCAAGACAACGCAGGCUUUUUCCGGAGUGGUUGGUGCACAUUCAGUCGUGGGCAGGAAACUGCAUGAUAUUGUGAGUGUAAGCGAUCGUGAUAAGAUUUUUCGAUUACAGAGGGGAUUCGAAGAUGAGCGUCGUAGUAGAGAUCCAAGUUACCUCCCUCCAAUCUUUUCCAAAGAAGAGGAAGAUAGGGUUAUUCAAUCCUUGACAUUUGCCACCAACGAAAUAGGGCAAUUAAGGACCGAUCGCCCAGAAGUCUUUACCUUCCAGACACCGGAUGGUCAACAAAGGGGCUUCCAUGUUCAAUUAGGCCUUGCGAAGAAGGACUCGAUUUAUUUUGUGCUCCUGAUGGUUCAUAUCCCAACAACUCCACAACCAUAUCAACAAUCAUCUUCUUCACCAUAUUCGAGAGACUCGGUAUCUCGUGAUUCUACAUAUGGUUACCAAACACCCAGCCAGCUGACGUAUGCCUCUCAAACUCCGGGGACCUCACCAUUCAUGUCAAACCCUUCCUUCGGCGGUGAUAUGUUGGCUUAUCGAACUCCCGGGGCUCUAGGACAAAACGGUGGCAUGUCGAAUAGUGCCCCUACUUAUCCACAGGCUCAAGCAAGACCCGAAUAUUCCCAGGCUCAAAUGAACUAUCAGGCACCAAUGGGCGAAAUACCAUCAGCUCAGCCUCAAGCACAGCCGCAAGGCCAAACUCAAAGGUCGUCAGAUCUUCAAUUGCCUCCGAUACGUGGACAAGCACCUGUGGCGGACGCUAGGGGGCAGAGUGAUCGCAGUGGUCGGGUCGAUAUUGGCGGUCUUUUGCAAAAUCCUGAUCCUUCACGAAGAAGGAAAUAA
Messenger RNA from Sclerotinia borealis F-4128, 1773 nucleotides. The record is from the annotation of a GenBank genome assembly. Lineage: Eukaryota; Fungi; Ascomycota; Leotiomycetes; Helotiales; Sclerotiniaceae.